CCAACCCAUCCUCUGCUUCAUCCCAUAAGUUUCCAUUCUACUUUCUCCCUCCCAUCUCCCUAAUUCACUCCUACAAAUCCCCUCCUAUCUAUCAUUUUCAUUUCAUUUUUUUUUUCUUCUAAUCUCGAACUUCAUUCGAUCUAUAUAUAUACAUAGGCAAAUAUUAUGAUGGAUCUUCAGAAACAUCUACGGAUUGUUGUUGUGUUAGUAUCCUUGGUUUGCUCAUCCUUGCAUGCUUACCAGUUCAACGUUGGCGGCAAGACUGGUUGGGUCUUAAACCCUUCAGAAGACUAUAAUCACUGGGCUGGACGUAUGAGAUUCCAAGUCAAUGACACCCUCUUGUUUAAGUAUGAGAAAGGAUCGGAAUCGGUGUUGGUGGUGAGCAAAGAUGAUUAUGACAAGUGUAAUACGCAAAAUCCCAUCAAGAAAAUGGAUGAUGGAAACUCUGUUUUCCAGUUUGGAAGAUCUGGUCCGUUUUAUUUUAUCGCUGGGAAUCAAGAGAAUUGUGAAAAGGGACAGAAGUUGAUCGUUGUUGUUCUUGCUGUGAGGAACCGGUAUCCGCCGGCGCCGCCUCGUGCGCUUCCGCCACGGUCUCCGGCUCCUAUCCCUGCUCCGCCUAAAGGAUUCACUCCCUCAUCACCCAUCUCACCCUCAGGCCACGCUCCGGGAGUGAAUCCGCCUAAAGGAUCGCCGGCUGCUUCACCGUCGGGGCAUGCUUCGGGAAGUUCUCCGUCUAAAGGGUCGCCUGCCGCUUCACCGUACGGUAAUGCUCCGGGGACUUCUCCAAGAAAAGGAUUGCCGGUCAUUUCACCGUCAGCGUACGCGCCGGGAGGUUCUCCUAUAAAAGGAUCGCCGGCAGCAUCACCUUCCGCCUAUGCUCCUGGAGCUUCUGUGCCUAAAGGAUCGCCGGCCGUUUCACCGUCAGGCAGCGCGCCCGGAGCUUCUCCUUUCAAAGGAUCGCCAGCAACUUCGCCGUCUGGUUAUGCUCCUGGAGCUUCUUCGCCUAAAGGAUCUCCCUCCACUCCAUCGUACGGCAAUGCGCCGGGAGUUUCACCUGGGAAAGGAUCGCCGGCAACCUCACCGUCUGGCUAUGCUCCAGGAGCUUUAGCGCCUAAAGGAUCGCCGACAACUUCACCGUACGGCAAUGCUCCGGGAGCUUCUCCUGGGAAAGGAUCGCCGGCAACCUCACCGUCCGGCUAUGCUCCAGGAGCUUUAGCACCUAAAGGAUCGCCGACAACUUCACCGUACGGCAAUGCUCCGGGAACUUCUCCUGCGAAAGGAUCGCCGGCAACCUCACCGUCCGGCAAUGCUCCGGGAGCUUCUCCUGCAAAAGGAUCGCCGGCUACCUCACCGUCCAGCAAUGCUCCAGGAGCUUCUACCCCAGUAGGAUCGCCGGCGAGCUACUCACCGGGAGCUGCUCCACCCAAAAGUUCCAUUUCACCUUCCCCGGCGGCUAUUGCCAUCACUCCGGCAUCAUCUCCCGGACCAGCCGCAAUUCCUGGGGCAAAUGGACCGGCAAGCCAGGCUCCGUUGGCAUCUCCAGCACCGGCAAAGACAUCCACAGCUCCUUCAACGGGGCCUCCUUCUAGUGCUUCAUCUCCUUCAACAGGCAGUCCGAGCUCCGGCAACACUCCGGCUGAUAUCCAGGCUCCUGGUGGUUCACCGCCAAACUCAGCAGCUGUGAAGGCAUUUACUCCGUCAAUGGUCAUAGCGUCAACUCUCACAUUUAUCAUAGCUGUUGCUUUCUAAGAAUUUGGUUUCGUGUAUAUAUACGGAAUAAUAAUUUAUGCUUUUUUUUUUUUCUAGUAAUAAAUAAAUUCAUUAUAUUUAUUCGUAAAGAAUUAGACAGAUGAUAUCGUUUUUUAUAGUACAUUAUGUUUUUUAGAGAAAUCAUUUUUUGAUACUAAUAAUUUUGUUUAAGAUAACA
This is a messenger RNA of Ipomoea nil (Japanese morning glory), 1927 nucleotides long. RefSeq names its product early nodulin-like protein 2. Bases 166 to 1749 code for a protein of 527 amino acids. The record is from RefSeq and is a predicted model, not a curated record. Lineage: Eukaryota; Viridiplantae; Streptophyta; Magnoliopsida; Solanales; Convolvulaceae. Gene Ontology annotation, cellular component: plasma membrane. The transcript has 3 exons. Gene Ontology annotation, molecular function: electron transfer activity.